CAUCGCCCCGCUUCUAUUCGCCCCGAUUGGCGACCGCUCGACGACACCGUUUGAGAUCGCCGCUGGAUAAGGGCGCGUGCCGGAUCCGCCGCCUCUUCUUCCUUGCCCCUUCCGGUUCCCCCGUUCCCUUGUGUGGGGUUGCCGCCGCCGCCGCCGCCGGCUGCCCCAAGAAGCGGCGCAGGGCUCCGCUUAUAGGGUUUCGCCGCCUCGGCCCUCCCGUGCGGAUCCGGUGCAGGAGCCUCCCGCUCUGGUUUUGUCCCUUUUUUAGGUCGUCUUUCUUGGCCUCUCUUUUUUUUUUUUCUUGGAUUCCGGUUUCGGUGUUCCUGUCCUCCACGGUUCUAGGAUUGGCGGUGAGGUAGAUUGAUAGUCGCUCCUGAUUUAGGCCAAAAAAAUAAUAAUGAAGAUUCAUCUUUACUCUGUAUUAAUCUUGGCGGAUCCAUCCAUCCUUAUUGAAGAGCGCUUAUAAGAAUAUGUUGGAUUUCGUCGUUAGGACAUCGCGUCUUUGACGUUCCUAUUAUGUCUGAAUUGUUUCAUCAAGAAGUCAUCUUGGUUUGUGUCUCUAGGGUUUUGUGUUUGGUUCGGUCGCAGUUGAUUUCGCUUCCUUAGUGAUUCGACUGAAGAGUGAUUUUUCCUUUUCCUUUCUAAUUCUGAUAUCAGGUACGAUCCGUCGUGUAUUAGGGUGGUUGUUCGCCUGUUCUUGUAUUCAAGAUCUUUAACUAUUAUCUUCUCUUGGAAGCGGUUCUUGUUAAAUAUGCGCUUCAAGUUAUUCUAGAACCGCUUCGUGGAAGAGGAAAAUUUUAUCCCUUUGCCUCAUUUUGGAAUGAAUAGUUCUGAUAAAAUGGUUCGCAAACCGCCACCUGCUCCAAGACAAUAUGGUCUGACAAAGCCAAUCUCGACUGCUGGGCCUACCGCAGCAGAUCUCAAGAGGACAAUUGAACUAGAGAAGUUCUUGCUCGAUGCUGGACUUUAUGAGAGCAAGGAAGAAGCUAUCAAGAGAGAGGAGGUUUUAGGAGAAAUAAAUGAGAUUGUUAAAAGCUGGGUGAAGCAGUUAACUCGUCAAAGGGGUUACUCUGAUCAAAUGGUUGAAGAGGCCAAUGCUGUCAUUUUUACAUUUGGAUCUUAUCGUUUGGGGGUUCACGGACCAGGGUCUGACAUUGAUACGCUGUGUGUUGGGCCUUCCUAUGUUAAUCGAGAGGAAGACUUCUUCAUUGUUUUGCAUGACAUUUUGGCUGAAAUGGAGGAAGUUUCUGAACUGCAACCAGUGCCUGAUGCUCAUGUUCCUGUUAUGAGAUUUAAAUUUCACGGGAUAUCCAUCGAUCUUCUUUAUGCCAGUAUAUCACAGUUAGUUGUUCCAGAGGAUUUGGACAUCUCCCAUGGAUCUGUGCUUUAUGAUGUUGACGAGGCAACAGUUAGAAGUCUUAAUGGCUGUAGGGUAGCAGACCAAAUUCUUCUGUUGGUGCCAAAAAUCGAGAAUUUUCGAACAACUCUCAGAUGCUUGAAGUUCUGGGCUAAGAAGCGGGGAGUUUAUUCAAAUGUGACUGGAUUUCUUGGGGGUGUAAAUUGGGCUCUGUUGGUUGCUCGUGUCUGUCAGCUUUAUCCUAAUGCUGUCCCAAGUAUGCUAGUAUCACGAUUCUUCAGAGUUUAUACUCAGUGGCGCUGGCCAAAUCCAGUAAUGUUGUGUGCUACUGAGGAAGAUGAACUUGGUCUCCCUGUGUGGGAUCCGCGUAAGAACCCACGAGAUCGAACUCACCAUAUGCCUAUUAUUACUCCGGCAUAUCCAUGCAUGAACUCUAGUUAUAACGUAUCAACAAGCACAUUAAGAGUUAUGAUGGAACAAUUUCAAAUUGGCAACAUGACCUGUGAGGAUAUUGAGUUGAAUAAGGCAGGUUGGAGUGCUUUGUUUGAGUCUUACCUUUUCUUUGAGACAUACAGAAACUAUCUCCAGAUUGAUAUUGUAGCUGCUGAUUCUGAGGAUCUAAGGUUAUGGAAGGGGUGGGUUGAAUCACGUCUGAGGCAGUUGACUCUGAAGAUUGAGCGGGACACCUAUGGCAUGCUGCAGUGCCAUCCAUACCCCAAUGAGUAUGUAGAUCACUCCAGACAGUGGUCACAUUGUGCCUUCUUUAUGGGCUUGCAAAGGAAACAAGGGGUGAAGAUCCAAGAAGGCCAACAGUUUGAUAUACGUGGAACCGUUGAUGAGUUUAGGCAUGAAGUGAACAUGUAUAUGUUCUGGAAACCUAGGAUGGAAAUAUAUGUUUCUCAUGUUCGUAGAAAGCAGCUACCUUCUUAUGUUUUUCCAGUAGGACAUAAGAGACCUCGUCCAUCCAGACCCAUAGGCCAGCAACUGAUUGAUAAAACUUCUGGUGAAGAUUCGUGUGAUGAAUGUCAAGGAGGACCAUCGGUGCUUCCACGUAAGAGAAGAAUGAAUGCUGAUUACUUGGAUGAUAGAGCAAACAAACAUGAGAAGCAGGCAUCGAUUAAUUCAAGCUGGGAGAAAUUUCCAAACUCUGACCAACACAAUCAUGUAGAUGUAGAUGAGAAUUGGAGCAAGAGGAAAAAGGAUGAACCACAUGAAGUUGUCUUUAAGCAAGUUAGCUAUGGUUCUGUUUGCCUGAGCUGGCAGCUGCAAGCAUUUGCUUCUAACAUCGAUAACAUAUCAGAGCGGAUACCUAAUGACAUAGUUUGUUUCAAAGCUCAUAGUUUGGAGAACUUGGCUGUAGUUGGCAGCAGUGGUGUGGAUGAUGGCACGGAAGGACCGUUUGGAGAUGACCAAGAUGGCAAUGGAGCGAAGCUGGUAAAUGGAAUUUCACAUUUUGGAAGUGGCAAGGCUUCAGCGGGAAAGCUGUUCUGCAAUUCAGAGACAUUUGAGGCGGUGGUUAUGCAACAGCUUGCUGGCAGUGAUAGCACCAGUUUGGAUGACGGAAAAGAUCUACUGCACUAUGGUAGGCAGGGAGCCAACGUAGAGAUGGAUAACUUGAAUGGAUCAGCACGAGAUGGUGUGGGAGAUACCUUAAAGCCAAACUUUGCAUUUGGAGUGGCCCUUCAAAAAGCUCAUGGAGUGACUGCUAAUGCUGCACAGAAACCAUCACUAAGGCAUGCCUCGAUGAACCCUAUAUUCUACUUUGUGAUCACUAAUGCUGUGUUUUCUUUAUGCUAUUCUGCUUGUUGUAUUGUUUUUCCAUCUUUGUGGCAGUCUCAGUCUAAUUUCGAAGGCAUGAAGUUCUGAGGAUGGUUGGGACACUGAAAAGGAAGCGACAACCUGAAUUGCCAUUUUGUAGGAAGGAAAGCCUGAUCUGCAAUUGGUGGGUAAGUUUUACUGGAUUUAACAAAGUUUAUGUUAUGCAUGCAAUUGAAUUGGUAUGAACAAGUGGAAGAACUGAUGGGGAGGUGUACUAUUCUAAGCAAGCUGUUCUAACAAUCUGCGACAGAAAGUUUAUAUAUACAAUCAUCUUGAAGAUGAUCUAGCAGAUGUUUUGAGAUUGGAGACUCAUUCUGCAUGUCUGGUCAACCGGUCGUGGUACAAAGACUGCCAACGUGCCUCAUGACAGAUCACUGAGGCGUUAUUUUUGUUUCUAUUUUAUUAGGACUGUACACUUGUAUUGCCUUGUAAAAUAUUACUUCCAUGUUGGAGUUCAUUUUGUAUCGCUACUGAGUUAACUGAAUCAAUAGAAGCCAGACAGUUGCUUGCAUAUA
This is a messenger RNA of Musa acuminata subsp. malaccensis (wild Malaysian banana), 3690 nucleotides long. NCBI's taxonomy places the organism in Eukaryota, Viridiplantae, Streptophyta, Magnoliopsida, Zingiberales, Musaceae. The record is from RefSeq and is a predicted model, not a curated record.